GCCCGCGCGCGUCUUCGGAUUUCGUCUUCGUCUUCCUGCUGGCUCGGGCUCUCUGUCUCACCCAUCUCUGUACAUUAGCCGCAGCUACCCAUGGCCCCCUCGCCGUCGUCAGCAACAUCUGCGGCCGCCUCUGCGUCCUCGUCAGCUGCCUCGGGCACCUUCAGCGUCGGCGGGAACCUCAAGAUCGUCGGUAUCAUCUUGGCCAUAUCCAGUGGCCUCCUCAUCGGCUCCAGCUUCGUCUUCAAGAAGAAGGGCUUGCUGCGUUCGCAGAGGGGUCAGGUCGCCGGCGAGGGCGUGGCUUACCUCAAGUCGCCACUAUGGUGGACAGGCAUGACCAUGAUGAUCCUCGGCGAGAUAUGCAACUUUGUCGCAUACGCCUUCGUCGAGGCCAUCGUAGUCACACCCAUGGGUGCCCUCUCCGUCGUCAUUUGCGCCAUCCUCUCCCACUUCUUCCUCGCGGAGAAGCUGAGCUUCUUCGGUUGGCUAGGCUGUGGCCUCUGCAUCAUUGGUUCGGUCGUCAUAGCGCUCAACGGGCCCCAGGAGGACACGCCCGGCCAGAUAUUACAGUUUGAGAAGAUGUUCCUUGCCCCCGGCUUCCUCGCGUACGGCUCGACUCUAAUCGCCGCCUCUCUCGUCAUCAUAUUUUUCCUUGCUCCCCGGUACGGGACGAAGAGCAUGCUGUGGUACAUCAUGGUAUGUAGUAUGAUUGGCGGUAUCAGCGUCAGUGUCACGACGGGGCUCGGCGCGGCCAUCGUCACCAGCGUGGAGGGCGACAAUCAGUUCAAGCACUGGUUCACGUACUUCCUCCUCGGCUUCAUCGUCAUUACUCUCGUCACCGAAGUAUUCUACCUGAACAAGGCGCUGGCGCUCUUCAAUACAGCUAUGGUCACGCCGACAUACUACGUGAUUUUCACGUUCUUCUCCAUGCUGACUACGAUCGUGCUCUUCCAAGGCCUCAGCGCGCCGCCGACGCAGAUCAUCACGCUCGUGAUGGGCUUCCUCGUCAUCUGCUUCGGCAUCACCAUCCUCCAGCUCUCCAAGAUCGACCCUACCGAGCUCAAGAUGCUCGACCGCCGCUCGACCAUUCUCCUGCAAGCCGCUAGGAAAGAGACGGAGGGUAUGGAUGAGAAGAACCUCGCCGCCAUCGAGGAGCCCGGCAUGGACGCGCUCCGCGGCACGUUCGGGAUGGUCGGCAGCGUCAUUAGGGCGAGGAGCGCGCAUCGCAUGAGCAUGAGCAGUAAGGGGAGCGUGCGCAGCCGGUACAGCAACGCGCCUCCACUUCCAGGGAGCAACGACCCGCUCGCGGGCCUGAAGCGUCAUCAGCUGUGGGACCCGCCGAUGCCAUCGCGCGCGCCGAGCAUGGCGGAUGUGAGCUCAAUGAUGACGGCGGACAAGGACCGGGCGACGCUGGACGAGCGUAGCUCGGUGUUCAGCGGGAGCGCGAUGAGCGGCGCGACCGCGAUGGGGAGCCCGGUGCCCCGCGAGCGGAAGCAGACAAUCAAGUUCGACAGCCAGGACGUCGUGCAUUCGUACCACAUACCUGGCAGUGGCGACAAUUCGGCGAUACAUGAGCGGCGCGGGGCGUCGCAUCACAACUCGAUGAGCCCGCCGGCCAAACCUACUUCGUCCAAGGAGGGCGACGCACAGGUCCUCACGCUACCUGUGAGCUCCUCACUGGACGACAUCUCGGAAGAGUCUGGCAACAGGACCGCUCCGCCGCGCCUUGGCCUCACCACCGACCCAUUCCACCCGCACGUCCAAGACAUCUUCGAGCAGACACCCUCCACCGCGAUUGAAGGAUACUUUGGGUACUCGCCUGACGACGAGCCACGGCGGAGCGCCUCACCUCUUAACUCGCAUCAUCACGGACGAUUCUGGCGGUCGCCAGGCGGGCGCAGGUACCCCUCGGACGGCGCGGACGACCGAGAGGAGAGCGAGAGCCUCUGGCAGCGACAGAACGAUAUGUCCGACGAGGACAGCCCCGCAGUGACGCCCGGUGGCGGGAUCCGCCUUGUCACGAACCACCGACGAUGAACCCCGCGCAUCGCCGCUGUACCACCUCCGCCGCUAUACAAGGCGGGGAUUCCGCGACUCCUGGCUAGUGACUUAUUGUGUUUGUGUGUGUGUGAUCAUCUUUUUCGGGAUGUACGUUGGACACGACAAAGAUCGCGGCCGGUCGAUGACCGGUACUACUAGUUUUGACACUCCUUGACCCGGCGCUGCGGUACCUAUCCUCUCCUAUCUCCCCAUCUUCCUCAUCUUCAAUUUCGAACACGGACUAGGACGGUUUUGUUGGCCCCGCUGUACAGUACAUUACCCACGUCGUAGAGUGUGUGCACGAAUGGUUACAUGAGCUAUAAUGCCCUGACUAGCUGCCGGGUGCCGCACAACGUUAUCA
Molecule: messenger RNA, 2398 nt
Organism: Rhodofomes roseus
Lineage: Eukaryota; Fungi; Basidiomycota; Agaricomycetes; Polyporales; Fomitopsidaceae
Product: magnesium transporter NIPA-domain-containing protein
Exons: 15
Coding region: 91-2034 (647 amino acids)
Biological process (GO): magnesium ion transport
Cellular component (GO): membrane
Molecular function (GO): magnesium ion transmembrane transporter activity
Source: RefSeq, a predicted model, not a curated record